AUGACAUUUGUUAAAUACUAGUAUACAAAUUUGAUUGAUUGACUGAUUGAUGUUAUAUGGGCCUCGACUGCUAUGAUCAUUGGUCAGUACACAAAUUUAAAUGAUUUCAAAUCGAGAUAAAUACACUCAAGAGGGCGGUAUUUAAGAUAGCGACUGCGCAAUCAAUCGAAAUAGCAUAAUGUUGUACACAUGCAUAUGUAUACAUGUGUAUAGGUGUAGUAUAUACAUAUAUGUAUAAGGUGGGGAUAGUCUGGUAUUUGUCUCACUUCAUUCCUUACUCGGUGUUUAGUGAGUUCGCGUUCAUAGAAGACUCACGAUAUGUUUAAUCGUUCUUGAGUCGUGAACUGUAGUAUUAGUAAGGAAAUAUGCAGUAUUUGGUAUAUCACCCCUAUUCGUGAAAGAACGCUUAGUGCAGUGCCUGCAUGUGAAUGCGCCUCGAUUUUGUAUUUUUCCCAUAUUUCGUCGUACAGUUUUCAAUAUGUGUCAGUGAAUUUUUCCAAGUAAAUCUAUCAUCAAUCUAAUCAAUUGUAUGAAAAAUGUCGAAGCCCGGUGACAAACAAAGCUACGCGCAGACAUAUAAACUUGUUGUCGUAGGUGGGGGUGGUGUCGGAAAAUCUGCGAUCACAAUACAAUUCAUUCAAAGCUAUUUUGUAACUGAUUAUGACCCAACCAUCGAAGAUUCUUAUACCAAACAAUGUGUUAUUGAUGAUAUACCUGCAAAACUUGACAUAUUAGAUACUGCAGGUCAAGAAGAGUUUAGUGCAAUGCGAGAACAGUACAUGAGAAGUGGCGAAGGUUUUCUCCUUGUAUUUGCAGUAACGGACCAUUCAUCUUUCGAUGAAAUAUUGAAAUUUCAUAGACAAAUUCUUAGAGUAAAAGAUCGUGAUGAAUUUCCUAUGCUUAUGGUUGGGAACAAAGCAGAUUUGGAUUAUCACAGAGUUGUGUCAGUCGAAGAAGCUCAAAAUAUGGCUCGUCAAUUAAAAAUACCUUAUAUAGAGUGCAGUGCAAAAUUAAGAAUGAAUGUAGAUCAAGCUUUUCAUGAAUUAGUAAGAAUUGUUAGAAAAUUUCAGUUAUCUGAAAGACCACCGCUAAAGUUAAAUGAUAAAAAGAACAAAAAAAAGUGUUGUAUGUUGUAAUAUACAAUGUAUUCUUGAUCAGUUAAAUAUUACGAAAUGACUAAUUUAAUACGAAAAUUACAAAUUUGAUAAUGGCAAUUAUGAAAGCACAAAUGGUGGUAUAAUUUUAAGACACCAAUGAAUCUUGUCAAACGUAUUUAACUGUUCUAUGAGGAAUACCAAAAUGGCAUCUUUCUGGUAGCAAAACUUAUUUAUACAAACAGAAUUGCUAGCUCAUAAUUUUUACCAACGAAGAUAAAUUUUAUAUAUACAUGUAAUCCUAUUCUAACAAACUUUUUAAUAACAUGAUCAUUUCUUCUCACAAAAUGGGAUAAUAUACAGGGUGCCUUGAUUAUAUCCAAUCACUAUACUUUUCCGUCUUCUACAGCAAAACGAUAAUAACAUUAUAUUUGAAAAUUGGUAUUCGGAAUUAUUUUAAUUGCAGAUUGCUACAUUAUUUAACCAUUACUACAUACUAAAAUGUAUUGUGUUAGAAAUUCUGCUUUACCUGUGGUUUAUUUAUAACCACUCUUCUGAUAUUGAUUAUCGUAUGAUAUCUUAUCAGCUACUUAUGUUGCAAGAGAUAUUUGAAUGGUCUUUUACUUUUACUGUGACCAUUUCUCCUUUCUCUUCACAUUUUUUACACGUUUAAUUGUUUUUAUUGAAUAUUUGAUUCAAUUAGAUGUGCAUACAUUUUGUCUUUUAGAAACCUCUUGAAAACAAGUAUGUGAUGCCCUGUAUAUUAUGUAUAAGAUGUUUAGUCUAACAUUCAAUUGUAUAUAACCAGGUAAACAGCUAUCUAUUUGGAAAAUCAAUUUUGACCUUUUAUAGGAAAAUUAUUUUAAUACAAAAUAUUUUAGAUACAACGUUAUACCUCUUUAAUCGUUGAUUCUGUGUUCUAAGGAUAGAUAUAUUUUUUUGUAACAUAGUUCUUUUACGAAGUAGCUAAUAAUAAAAUAAUUGACUAAUCAAUUUACAUUAAUGAAGAAAAGAGUAUUGUAUGUAAAAUAUUAAAAUAAUGUUCUUAUUUUCUUAUCUCACACAUACUAGAUCAUUUCUAAUUUAUUAUUAAAAUUAUAAUUUAAACAAUGGACGCACGUCCUCAUUUUUAUGCCUUUUACAUUUAUUAUAUUAAAAUGUAUAAAACAUAUGAAAAAUAAGUUUUUUUAUGUACUAACAAUAGCACUAGUGAAUAAUAAAUUAGUACAACUCUCAAGUACAUAAUAUAAUAUAAAAAAUGUUAGUAUUCUGAAUGCUGCACCUAAAAAAAAAUAUAUACAAUAUACUAAAAUGAAAUUAUAGUGGAUAAUAUAAAAUAAUAAUGAAUUAUUUUAGAUUAUUAUGUAACAUUUUGCAUAAUUUCUAACAAACUAUUGACAGUAAUACAUAAUUAAAAAACAAAUGUUUGCAAUAUUUAAUAAGUUUCAAAUGAUAAACAAACAAUUAAAAAAAGAUAACAGUUCGUAGUAUGUAAUUAUGUCUCCAACCAGGAAAAGAAGAAUAGUUUUUGGUUUUUAAAUGUUUUUGAAG
Molecule: messenger RNA, 2645 nt
Organism: Megachile rotundata (alfalfa leafcutting bee)
Lineage: Eukaryota; Metazoa; Arthropoda; Insecta; Hymenoptera; Megachilidae
Gene: Ras64B
Product: ras-like protein 2
Biological process (GO): signal transduction
Cellular component (GO): membrane
Molecular function (GO): GTPase activity; GTP binding
Source: RefSeq, a predicted model, not a curated record